AUGACAGAGACAUCAACGUUCUUUGUAGGAAUCCUGGUCGGUGUCGUCCUCGGCGUCAUCUCUAUCCUUGGAUUCACCAGAUAUUUUGCCCUCAACGAAAGUGACAAGGAACAUAAACGCUCUCCAAUGGAAUUCAAACCGGCGAAGAAAUUGAAUUCAAUGACUAAGGCGGAGUCAGUAGUGACCAAAGAAGCGGAGUUCCCUCCUGACUGGUUCUCUUCAACGGACAAUUACAAUCUCGAAACACGAGCCAUUUUUUCCAAGUGCUGGAUUCUCCUUACUCAUACAAGCCUCUUCUCGAAACCGGGCGACUACCACACAUUCACGAUAUGCGGCUACUCGAUUUUCCUGAUUCUGGGCAAAGAUUUUAAAAUCCGCGCAUUUCAUAAUGUCUGUCGUCAUCGAGCCUACACGGUUACACGGAAGGAAUCGGGUAGUAGUACUGUGCUAGGGUGCAAGUAUCAUGGAUGGAGUUACGAUGUGAUGGGCCGUUUGGUGAAAGCGCCUAUGUUUGAUGGUGUUCCGGGAUUUAGGAAGGAUGAUAAUGGGUUACUUGAGGUUCCGUUGAGGGUAAGCGAGGAAUCCGGUACGGUUUGGGUUAAUUUGGAUGCGGCGAGGGUGAACGAUGGGGACAUCGGAGGAGAUAAGAAGGAAAAAGAGGCGGUGGAUUUAUUCUUGGGUUUGGGAGGAAAUAAAUGUCGAUGGGUGGAUGGGAGGACGGUUGAAGGAGGAUUUAACUGGAAGAGCGCCAUAGUUGAUUCGAAUACCUUCAAUAUUGGAAUCCCCCAACGACCGAGGCCAUCCCUAUUACCCUCCUGGUUGGGAAAAAACCAUAGCCACACAUCAGCUUUACACUUAUUCCCUUGUUCAACGGUAUAUAGGAUUCCGAAUACAAAUCUCUGGUACUCGAUUAUCUUGACCCCGUCAUCUUCAACAAAGACGCAAAUCCGCUGGGACCUCAUUUCCAGCUCGACCAAAUCCACAAUAGAGGCUGAAAAAGCAAUCGCGUCGCAGAUUGAAGGGAUGGUCAGCUCUCAAGCCAAAGCUCUUGAGCAAUCUUUGCAGCUCGUGGAUGAUAAAAAUAAAGAUAUUCAAUCUGCAAUCCUCGUCCAACUGAAAUCACAUUUGAGAGUCGAAAGAGCACUGGGAAAAGAAGUUACACCUGCAAUGAACAAGGCAAAGACUAGUGAAAAGUUUUUACAAGCUGAAAGUCUGUGUAAAGAACUGGAUUGCCUGAGCGGUAAAACGACAAGGACGAAUGCCCAACGACACGAUAUUCUGGCUUGGUAA
Talaromyces stipitatus ATCC 10500 is the source of this 1290-nucleotide messenger RNA. Its product is annotated as iron-sulfur cluster-binding protein, putative. Lineage: Eukaryota; Fungi; Ascomycota; Eurotiomycetes; Eurotiales; Trichocomaceae. The coding region runs from base 1 to 1290 and encodes 429 amino acids. The transcript has 5 exons. The record is from RefSeq and is a predicted model, not a curated record. Gene Ontology annotation, molecular function: 2 iron, 2 sulfur cluster binding.